AAAAGUAAAAUUAAAAUAAAAAAUAAAUCUCUUCUCUUCCUCAUAUUACGCCACUCAUUUCAAAUUUCCUAUUUUUUUUAUUAUCCGAUCCUAAUUAAACACGACAAACAAAUUAUUAAAAAAAUAAAUAAAUACCUCUCGUCUCCAAGAAAAAUACUUUGCGAGCGAAUUGAAGAAGUUGAACCCUAGAGAAAACUGUAACCAGUACCGCCACAGUGAGCUUGGCAAGCGAUACGACGCCGUAUUUACGCGUUUGGAAAAUGUCUGGUUCCGGAGGAGGAGGCGUUUCGUUCGCCAGGGCUCGCGGAGAGAACCGAUUCUACAACCCGCCGGCGAUACGACAACGACAACAACAACUUGAGGAGCAAAAACGACAGCAGCGGCAGAAUUCGGCGGCUGCCGCGGCGGAGUCGAAGGUCUCGCCGGCUUCUUCUGCGGAGUCCGAUAAGAGAACGGCAACGGCGGCGGCGGAAGACUGUGCGUCGUCUUUUUGCUCGGUCUCGGCUCGCGGAGACGGGAGUAAUUUGGAUCGGUUCUUGGAGUACACCACACCUCUGGUUUCGGCUCAGUAUUUCCCUAAGACUAGCGUGAGACAAUGGAGAACUCGGGAGCCAGAGCUACAUCCUUAUUUUGUUCUUGGAGAUUUGUGGGAGUCCUUUAAAGAAUGGAGCGCAUACGGGGCCGGCGUGCCAUUUUUGUUGAACAGGAGUGACUCAGUCAUGCAGUACUAUGUGCCUUAUUUGUCCGGCAUCCAGCUCUAUGUAGACCCAUCAAAGCCCUUCCCUACGCUAAGGAAGCCUGGAGAUGAGAGUGAUGCCGAGUCAUCUAGAGAAACAACUAGUGAUGGCAGCAGUGAGUAUGGGGCAGAAAAAGGAUUUAACAAUGCUGUCCAUGGUGCUUGGAGCCGUAAUAACACUACUGAGCCUAAUAUCUAUGGUUGGAAAGGAGUAUCAAGUAAAAGUAAACCCUCCAUGGGUUCCUCAAGUGAUGAAAGCGAGACAUGCAAUCCUCCAGGUCGUCUUGUGUUUGAAUAUUUAGAGAGGGAUCCACCAUAUAGCCGUGAACCUUUAGCUGAUAAGAUCUCAGUCCUUGCAUCUCAAUUUCCAGAACUGAGGACGUAUAGGAGUUGUGAUUUAUUGCCCUCCAGUUGGAUUUCUGUUUCAUGGUAUCCCAUAUAUAGAAUACCUACGGGUCCGACACUACAGAAUCUGGAAGCCUGCUUCUUGACCUUUCAUUCCCUGUCAACACCCUUUCAAGGUUCAAGCACUGAUUGGCUGCAUUUUAAGGGUGCGAGACCUAGAGAGGUUCACCAUGCUCGUUCCAAACUGUCAUUACCAAUCUUCGGUCUUGCCUCCUACAAGUUCAAAGUUUCCUUUUGGAAUACUAAUGGUGUUGAUGAGUGCCAGAAAUCUAAUUCUUUAUUGCGAGCUGCUGAUAACUGGCUCAGACUAUUGCAGGUUAAUCACCCCGACUAUAGUUUCUUCGCGUCGCAUCACUUGCCCAGGAGGUGAAAACCAGAGUUUGACACUAGCUGUUUUGACUUCCUAAAUGUCAAUGAGUCAAUAAUACUGCAAAAGAAAGCAGUAGUCCCCAGCCAACUGUUCAUGUUGAAGGCUAACCUUUUUAUCAGUAUAUUUAUGGAUUGUCCCGCGGUAUCUGUGUUUGUCAAAAAUAUUAAUCAGAACAUUUUUUAUCAUAGUUUUUUUUAGGGUUGUAUAGGAAAAAGUGAAGGAUUGGCCGAGACGAUCGUUGAAUAAACACUCUAUUUUGGGUGUUGGGAGGAUUGACAUUAUGUAUAUCAGGAUUUCACUGAGAUUCUUGUUCUUGAUGAUGAUGACAACUCUGGUUACUGGCCUUUUGUAGAAAGGAGCACAUCUUCUGUAUGGUUUUAGCUUUUUGCGAACGGAAACACGUUCUUACUUUCUUACAAUGUAACUGAGCAUAUUGUUGUUUUGCUGUGUGAUUGUGUAUCGCAGCUAAAUUGAAAAUAAAUUGAGCUUAAAUU
This is a messenger RNA of Morus notabilis, 2005 nucleotides long. RefSeq lists its product as uncharacterized. The record is from RefSeq and is a predicted model, not a curated record. The coding region runs from base 261 to 1511 and encodes 416 amino acids. The transcript has 6 exons. Lineage: Eukaryota; Viridiplantae; Streptophyta; Magnoliopsida; Rosales; Moraceae.